This is a messenger RNA of Musa acuminata AAA Group (dessert banana), 2779 nucleotides long. Its product is annotated as zinc finger protein CONSTANS-LIKE 9-like. Bases 802 to 2064 code for a protein of 420 amino acids. The transcript has 4 exons. Lineage: Eukaryota; Viridiplantae; Streptophyta; Magnoliopsida; Zingiberales; Musaceae. Gene Ontology annotation, molecular function: protein binding; zinc ion binding. The record is from RefSeq and is a predicted model, not a curated record.
GGAUGCAUGCCCAGCUUCGAGAUGCUCUACCUGCUUCCUUCAUGGCUUUGCCGACACGCUUCCCUUUCUCGCUCGCUCAACUAUCCGCCGGUGGAGUAACGUAGGACGUAGCUUUCGUUUAGUUAGGAGUUGGACCUCCGUUCAUCAUUCGAGCACACGAGGCUCGUUUUCCAAGCAUAUGGUUUUGGACCAUGGGAGGGGGAUGAGUGAACUGCCAUGACGUCGGUUCCCGGUGUGGUGUGGUAGGCCAUCGAACUCCAAGCCUUUUUGGAAUUAAAUGACCAAGAAAAAGGAGUGAAUGCGUUUGGACGAGGAAGACGAGUUGAAAUCUAAUUCUGCUUAGAGAUUGAUCGUGGAAGGUUGUGGCUCCAGGAAUUGACACCGGUGUCGACAAGAUAUAUCAAGCGGGCAUCUUUAUUUAUGUCCUUGCGAAUUUUCCUCUAUUUAUAUCCUCGCUAUAGAUAGAGAUAAGAAUGAUGGAGAUAACGCACGUGGAAAUAUAUUUUGGGUAGGUCAUAAAUAUCCCGGUUUGCUUGGUUGGGUGGCCAUUUGUUGCGCCUCCGCGCAACCUCUUCUCCGUUCUCCCCGCGAAUCCCCGGCCCAACAAAACCCGCUAUCGAUGCCAUCCUCCUUCACUUCGCACCACUCCCUCCCUCUCGCUUCCCGAUGGCAUCGACGUCCUCCUCCUCCCUCCUCUCCCUUUCUUCCAUCAUCCACACCUGAAGCGACGCAGGCACACGUACCUGCCUCCGUUCCCGCGUGUCCUCCACCUCGUCAGUACUCUUCCUCUUUUGACCGCCCAUGGAGUCUUUGUGCGACUUCUGUAGCGCCCAGCGUGGCCUCGUUUACUGUAACUCCGACGCAGCCCGCCUAUGCUUCCCCUGCGACGCGUUCAUCCACUCCGCCAACGCCAUCUCCCGCCGCCACCUCCGCGCCCUCAUCUGCGACCUCUGCCUCGCCCGGCCCGCCUCCGUUCGAUGCCUAGACGACCGCAUUUCCUUCUGCCAGUCCUGCGACUUGGCCGGUCCUGAGGCCGGAGGCUGCGGCCCCGGCCACCGCCACCGACGCCUGAGCUGCUACUCCGGUUGCCCCUCCCCGCACGAGCUAUCCGCAAUGUGGUCCUCACUGCUGGACCUCUCCGACAGCACUCUUCUUCCUCUUCGGAAAACGACGACGACGACCACCAACCAGAUUUGCGCUUCGCGCAAUAGCUUGGCGGUCGGGGAGGCUGCGAGCACGGUUGGAAGGGCUGGUGUGUUGGGGGUGACAAAGUUUCAUCCCCGUGUGGCUAUCGCUUCUUCUAUCUCGCCGAUUGUGUCACCUGAGUCCAGUGUGGUGCUUCCCUGUGGAUCAGAGCAACAGGGUUUCUUUCACAACGAGUGCAAUCCGCCAAAGAUGAGAUUUCCAGCUUCCAGUAAUCUUUGGACAUGUGAUAACGACGAGCUUUGCAAAGGUUUCAGCACCGGCAUGGCUGGCUUCCACUUUCAAGACGGAACAGAGGCACUCGGCUGCCCACAAAACAAUACUACAAGCCCAUUUCAUGAUACAGGAUCGGAUGACUUCAUCACGGACAAGAAUUUAAGUGGUCACAUUGAAAGCGCAUUAAUCGAGACCUCACCUACAGUCCAACAUGAUUGCAUGACUCUUCGGUCACCUGACACAUUUCAACUCGCCAAUGCUGGGCAGCCAGUGAACGGCAAUAGCAACAGAAGCGACAACCCAAUUUUACACACCGGAAAUAUCUGCCCAACUAUUUCUCUUUCUCUGUCAAACCUCACUGGAGAAAGCAGUGCUGAUGAUCACGAGGAGUGUGGGGUAUCUCCCAUGUUCCUCACAGGUGAGUCAACAUGGGAUUCUAAUCCGGAACCCGGACAUCUGCAUCUGCAGGAGAGGAACGAAGCAAAGAUGACAUACAACGAGAAGAAUAGAAGUCGAACGUUUGGGAAAUCAAUUACGUAUGCUUCACGUAAAGUUAAAGAUGAUACGAGAAAGCGCAUGAAAGGCGGGUUUGUAAAAGCUGAUGAAACUUGUGACUUCGAUCCUUGUCGAGCAGGAAGCAGCUGAAUCGGAUCAAGGGCAUCAUUUGUUUCACAGCUUGUAUUCAGAUCAGGUACUGUAAAUUUGUGUUCUUCCUGCAUGGAGUUUCAGUGAUGGUCUUUUCCUGGUUAAUUUUGAUGGUACGGACAAAAACCAAAGACACUUGUUCAUGAAGAAUGUAGUAUUACCUCCAUUCAUCAGUCACAUAACCGAUGGAUCUUACAAAGACAUAACACAUAUAUCAUUUUAUGUAUGCAGGACCGUAUAGUAGGAUUGGUGCGUCUACAACCUUCUCGAGGUUAUUAUUCUUGGGAGUUGUUUGCAGACAGGAUAAUUUUUUUUUUUUUCUUUCUUUUGUGUUUGUUUGAUUUUGUUUCCAUUCUUUGAACUCCAAAGAGUUCCAAAAUGUAUUGUUCCGAAAGGGGUCAAUCGAGAAUAAGUCUGCGUUUCAAUCACUCGCUGCCAGUUUGAUUAAGAGUUCUCAUGUCAAGCUUAAUCAUUACAUCAGCAUAUUAUAUGUAUUUUGUUUCCUUCGUUUACAAAUCUGAAUGCAAAUAAUGCAACCGAAGAACUGAAUAGAAUACACCAGGACAAGAAACUAUGAAUGCACAGUGACGAUCGAUUCAUGCUCUAAGCAUAGCUGCACAUCCCGUACUGGCAGAAGCUACCCUUCUUGCACCGCUUCUUGCAGCCACCGCAGUUCUUGGGGUCGUACAUCACGUUGACGCAGCGGCCGCCGCAG